AUGGAGCAAGACAAGGUCUACUUCGAGGUACGCGUUGUCGAACCUGGCCGCAUGCUGAUUGGAGCCUCCAGAGGCUUUGCGGUUGGCGUGACAAGAUGGUCUGACGGGGACUCUGAUGCUCGUCUGCAAGAAAACUCGUGCUGCGCCCUUAACCAGGCGGACUUGCCGACAUGCCUCGAGUACUUCGUGAAUGGCGCAUCGUUCGCUACAGGUGACUUCAGAGAACUCCGACAGACAUACUCUUUUGCUCCGUACCCUUGCACUGGGCGCCCGGGAAUGGGUCUGCACUUACAGAACAGCUGGCCUCCGAAGGCUAAGACCAGGCGUGUUUCGGAAGUUCUGAGAGUCAGAGGUCUGUCGCUCAUCUUCGAUCCACUUCACUGCCGCCACUCCGCAGCAUUCGAAGUCAGGGGCUUCAAGACUCUCAUGCUUACUCGGAGCCUCAUUGGAUAGAAUCAUAAAUUACGCCGGUCACUACGCUAGACGCCACA
Messenger RNA from Toxoplasma gondii ME49, 491 nucleotides. RefSeq lists its product as hypothetical. The transcript has 5 exons. The record is from RefSeq and is a predicted model, not a curated record. Lineage: Eukaryota; Apicomplexa; Conoidasida; Eucoccidiorida; Sarcocystidae. Bases 1 to 453 code for a protein of 150 amino acids.